This is a messenger RNA of Ahaetulla prasina, 6743 nucleotides long. It is a transcript of the gene CYLD, whose product is annotated as CYLD lysine 63 deubiquitinase. Gene Ontology annotation, biological process: regulation of intrinsic apoptotic signaling pathway; positive regulation of extrinsic apoptotic signaling pathway; necroptotic process. The coding region runs from base 376 to 3243 and encodes 955 amino acids. NCBI's taxonomy places the organism in Eukaryota, Metazoa, Chordata, Lepidosauria, Squamata, Colubridae. The record is from RefSeq and is a predicted model, not a curated record. The transcript has 17 exons. Gene Ontology annotation, cellular component: cytosol. Gene Ontology annotation, molecular function: cysteine-type deubiquitinase activity; K63-linked deubiquitinase activity.
GAAGCGGCCGGAAUCGUAGCCGGUCGGGAGCGGGAUGCGCCGGCCAUGGCGCUGAGGGGGGAAACGCGUCGCGGCGGGCUCGGUCCCUCCGCCCUCCUUCCUUCGGGGUCCUCUAUGGGUCACGUUUCUCCCCCCACUCCCAAAAAAACAAAAGACUGCGGCGGCCGGCGAAGCGCUUCUUCGACAUCGCUGCACAACAGCCCUGCGAGGUCAUCUAUUCUGGAUUUAGCUCAGUAGGACAUGAAUGAAGAAAAUUAAGUCAUUAUUGGAACUGGAACUUUUUUUUAAAAAAAGCCCUCAUUUACAAUUAUGCUGCCAACUUAAGUUUCUUUUAAAGAUUCUUCUUUUCCAUCUUUUUACAAAGCUUGAACCACAAUGACUUCAGGUUUGUGGAGUCAAGAGAAAGUGACCUCUCCAUAUUGGGAAGAGCGUAUAUUUUAUUUGCUUCUUCAGGAAUGUAGCAUUAUAGACAAGCAGACGCAGAAGCUAUUAAAAAUACCUAAAGGUAGCAUUGGUCAGUUUAUUCAAGACAGGUCUUCCAGUGGGCACAUCAGGAAUAAUCCUUCAUCCAAAAGCAAGAAGCUUCAAGUAGGAAUCAAGAUUUUGGAACAGCCCCACGUGGUCCUGUACGUUGACGAGAAAGAGGUCGUCGAUAUAGAUGAAAAACGAGCUGAGCUGCUGUUGGCCAUCACCAACUGUGAGGAAAGAUACAGUAUAUUUAAAAGCAGAAGCAGGCUGCGUAAGGGUCUCCACAUCGAUGUUGGUUCCCCAGUGAAAGUGCAGCUGAGAUCAGGAGAAGAGAAAUACCCUGGAAUAGUUCGUUUUAGAGGACCCUUAAUACAAGAGAGAUCUCUGUCGGGUAUAUUUUUCGGAGUGGAGCUUCUGGAAGAAGGUCGUGGUCAGGGCUUUACUGAUGGACAGUACCAAGGCAAACAGCUGUUCAGAUGUGAUGAGGACUGUGGAGUGUUUGUUGCACUAGACAAACUAGAACUGAUGGAAGAUGAUGACAAUGAACUGGAGAAUGACUAUGCAGCUCCAGUUGACUCAAUGCAGGUAGACCUUCCUCCUUUGGAGCUCAACUCCAGGGUUUCUGUGAAGAUAGGGAAGAAUAUAGAGUAUGGGACAGUUAUAUUCUGUGAUGUCAUACCAGGAAACGAGAGUUUAGGAUACGUUGUUGGAGUGGACAUGGAUAAUCCAAUUGGAAAUUGGGAUGGAAGAUACAAUGGACAACAGCUCUGUAGUUUUGCAAGUGUUGAAAGCACACUUCUUUUGCAUAUCAAUGAUGUUAUCCCAGAGGCCGUGUCUCAGGACAGGAGACCUCCCAAACUCGCUUAUACUUCCAGGGGUGGUGGUGACAAAACUUUCGGUCAUAGCAAGCCAAAGUCUACAGGUGCACUCUCUGAUCCUGGAAACAGAAACAGAACAGAAUUUUUCUACGCUUUAAAUGGCUCCUCAGUAGAUUCCCAAGCACAGCCAAAAUCAAAAAAUACAUGGUACAUCGAUGAAGUGGCUGAAGAUUCUGCAAAAUCACUCAACGACUCCUCUUCUGGCUUUGGAAAUUCUUCCCCACCGCUGCAGCCUGCCCCGUCAAAUAGUUUAUCUUCCGAAAACAGAUUCCAUUCCCUGCCUUUCAGCCUAACCAAGAUGUCAAGCACCACCAACAGUUCUAUAUCGCACAGCCCCCUCUCCUUAUCUGUUCAGUCGGUUAUUGGAGAAGGGACUUCCGGGCCAACCCAGGAGAGCCCACCAGCCACAGUAGCCCCCAUCAACAUGCAUGGCCUCGAAGCUGGCUCUUUAGCGGAAGUGAAAGAGAAUCCUCCCUUCUACGGAGUCAUCCGUUGGAUCGGGCAGCCGCCAGGGGUCAACGAAGUGUUAGCCGGGCUUGAACUGGAAGAUGAAUGUGCAGGUUGCACCGAUGGGACUUUUAGAGGGACUCGUUACUUUACCUGCGCACCAAAGAAAGCUCUUUUUGUCAAACUGAAGAGCUGUCGACCCGAUUCCAGAUUUGCUUCAUUGCAGCCGGUGUCCAAUCAGAUUGAACGUUGCAAUUCCUUAGCUUUUGGAGGCUAUCUCAGUGAAGUUGUUGAAGAAAACACUCCUCCAAAAAUGGAGAAAGAAGGAUUGGAAACAAUGAUUGGAAAGAAAAAGGGGAUCCAGGGUCAUUAUAACUCCUGCUACUUAGAUUCCACCUUAUUCUGCCUGUUUGCAUUCAGUUCUGUUUUGGAUACAGUCUUGCUUCGGCCCAAAGAGAAGAAUGAUGUAGAAUAUUACAGCGAAACUCAAGAACUGCUACGGACAGAGAUAGUAAAUCCUCUUCGAAUAUACGGAUAUGUGUGUGCCACAAAAAUAAUGAAGCUGAGAAAGGUCCUGGAAAAAGUUGAAGCAGCAUCAGGCUUCACAUCUGAAGAAAAAGAUCCAGAAGAAUUUUUGAAUAUUUUGUUUCAUCAUAUUUUAAGAGUAGAACCACUCUUAAAAAUAAGAUCGGCAGGGCAAAAAGUCCAAGACUGCUAUUUUUAUCAGAUUUUUAUGGACAAGAACGAGAAAGUUGGAGUGCCUACCAUACAGCAGUUACUGGAAUGGUCUUUCAUCAACAGCAAUUUGAAAUUUGCAGAGGCCCCAUCGUGUCUGAUAAUUCAGAUGCCUCGAUUUGGCAAGGACUUCAAAAUGUUCAACAAAAUUUUCCCUUCUCUGGAAUUGAAUAUCACAGACCUGCUUGAAGACACCCCGAGGCAGUGUCGUAUCUGUGGAGGACUUGCGAUGUAUGAAUGUCGAGAAUGUUACGAAGAUUCUGACAUUUCCUCUGGUAAAAUCAAGCAGUUUUGCAAAACUUGCAAUACACAGGUUCAUCUUCACCCCAAAAGGCAGAGUCAUAAAUUCAAUCCAGUGUCACUUCCGAAAGAUUUACCAGACUGGGAUUGGAGGCACAGCUGCAUACCUUGUCAGAAGAUGGACCUCUUUGCUGUUCUUUGUAUAGAGACAAGCCACUAUGUGGCUUUUGUUAAAUAUGGCAAGGAAGACUCCUCUUGGCUCUUUUUUGAUAGCAUGGCUGAUCGGGAUGGAGGUCAAAAUGGUUUUAACAUCCCUCAAGUGACUCCGUGCCCAGAAGUUGGCGAGUAUCUGAAAAUGUCUCUCGAUGAAUUGCACUCUCUGGACUCGAGGAGAAUUCAAGGCUGUGCGCGGAGGCUCCUUUGCGACGCUUACAUGUGCAUGUAUCAGAGCCCUACGAUGAGUUUGUACAAGUAAGACAUGGAGGACUCUCAUGAGAAAUGAGCCUCUUGCCAGGGACUAGAACUGUGGCCCAAGAAAGCUCAAUGGAGCUGUCGGCUUCUCAGCUUGUGCGUCUGUUGCUGGCAAUGGAUGCUUCGAAGGGUAUGGAAAUCAAAGAACUAGAGAGAAGAAACAGCUAUUUUGACAGAAAGAGGGAAUGGUGCGGUGUUGUGUUGCUAAGACACUCAAGUGUUUUCGCUCUUGGACACUGUGUGUGUGUGUGUGUGUGUUUAAAUAAAAAAAAGUCUAAAUGAAGUGAUUGUAAUGUUUAGGUUGUGUUUCAGAGAAACUGUUUACAUAGACCGAAGAUUACAUCCCCUCUGGAGCCUUCUGUUGAUUCUUCUGAUCCUGCACAGCCUAAAGGAAGAGGACUAUAUUUGGGGGGUGGAUGGGGUGGUUGUAUGUUUCCCAAUGUUGUAUCCAUCAUGUCUGUACGACCAGCCUUAUGACCUUGGCAUCAAGGGUCUUUUGCUUCCUAUUUUGACCUGGAAUAAGUUAAAUCACAAAACCCAAAACAUCACUGAGUUGAGUGUAUCAAUGCAGAUAUACGUGAUCAGUUCAUCAGUCCAGUCCAGCCCUGGACCAAGAAUUCUCAUGGUUUUCUUCGAAAGCAAAUGGGUACCUUCCAGGAAAAGGAAGAAUAAGGAUCUUGCAACCUUGCAGCAGUACUCGGAAUGGCCCCCCUUGGCAAGAUUUGCCUCCCUUGCACAACUUCCUGAAUCCUGUUCCAUGCGCUUGAUGUAAGGUCAUUUUGGAAAUGUGUGGAUGAACCAGUAGGACGUCUUUCCAUGGACAUGCCCAUCUUCAAGGCUAAUCCUGAAAGGCAUUAAUUCCAUUGCUGUCUUCAAGCUUGAUUUCCAUAAUGGAAGAAUCCUGAAAACCUGUUUCUCUCUCUCUCUCUCCCUCUCCCUCUCUCUCUCUCUCUCUCUCUCUCAAUGAGUUUUGGCAACUUUUUCAGCAUGUAUUCUGCAUGCCUUAGGGAAGAAUCUUGGUCAAUUUUUCAGAAAGUACCCAAUUACUUGGAAGGUCUGAGGCUAUUCUCCUUUCCUCCAGUGACCGGGUGGGGGGAGACCCUCUGACAACUUGCAAUUCAGUGUGGUUAAAAAGGGGAUGAGAUCAAUUCAUAUCAGUUCGAGAGCUGUCGUAGAGAUCAUUAAAAAACCCCACUCCAUUACAUUAUCUUUCUGUGUUCUGUUAGGUAAUAGCUUAUGGGUUUGCAUGCUUCUGCAUCGAGAGGGCAAAUUUGGAUUAUGCAAGAAAUCCAGUCUUCUAAUAGAUUCGUUCCACAGUUCUGACCGAAGGAAUAUGAGUCAAGCUUAAUCCCAUCAAGAUAUUCUUUGCUGUUUCGCUAUCAGAAUAGGCUGCCUUUUAUCGUUAUAGUUGAUGAGCCCAAUGGGACUUUUAGGUACUGUAUGUUGAUUGGAUGGAUUUGACAUUGUCUUCAGGUCUACGACAAUUUGCCACGGACAACUCAUCACAAACAACUUGCCGUGGGAUAAGAGCUACACUAAUAUUGAAGAAAUAGUGGAAUAGAAUCAUUAAAGAAUGCCAAAGGAGGGACAAAAUGAAAUGUGAAUGACAACAAUUAAAAUAUUUUUUAAAAUUUAUUUUAAUUAACUGAAUUGUUGAUGUGUUCCGUGGCGAGUUGCCCAUGGUGAGUUUCUUGCAUCGAGUUGUCCCACUCCAGUGUCUACAAAAUAGGGUUGUGAGAGCAAUAGUCAGCAUAUCGUGCAUUUGGGAUAAAUAUACCCCAAAGACAUCAUAUGUAAUAGCAUGUUUAAGACCACAGUUGCUAGUUGUUAUUGUGUACUUAUUUUUUUUGUCUCAGGGAAUGCCUUGGAAAUGAAAUCUGUUGUCUAUUAAAUGGAAGGCAAACAUUGUAUUUUUUUUCUUUCGGUUUUGUACUCACACAUUUAUCAUCUCAAAGGAUUAUAUUGAGCCAGUGUGUAGUUAAAUCAUUUGACUUGCUGUUCAGUACAUGGCAAAACAUUACUAGCUUGUUUGAAGUAUUCAAUGUCGUAUUGAGUAAUUUUAUGAACUGUAGCUGCAAUAGCUUUUCUGCAGUAUGGAAGAAAACCUGCUAUCGUUGCCUUAGCUACAUUUUGAAAACAGUAGCUGAAGGCAUGUGUGAGGUGAGGAGAAAACAAACAAACCCAUGAAUGAUCUAGAGACGGAUUGUACGUUAUGAAGUAGAUCUUUUUUUUUUAUAAAAAAAAAACAAAAUUUUAGGAUGGAUGGUUGGUGUUGAAUGUAAUUAGUCUUCUAAAGCUUUUUUCAAUGGUUUCUAAUUGCACAGCAGGGCUGCCAACUCAUUGCAUUAAUUCUCAUUUGUGUAACUUGUGAUUGGAUGCCCUUCUUGUUUCUACUUACCCUGCUUUUCCUUUGAGCAUUCGUGGGAACCUCAGAAGAUAGUUGGGAAAUUGUGGUUUGAGAGCUCCAGUUGCCUUGGACUGAGAGGGAAGCGGCAAUCUUGAUGGACCAGCAGGAUGAAAGAAUGUGGGCAGGUAAUGAACUCAGUGGAAAGAGAUACCGAUCAGAAAACAAGCUGCGUCUUUUUGUCAGGUUGCAGGGGUGUGGAGAAUAAGGAUUGGAACCCAUCCCUACAUCAUCCAAAGUCAUUCUUGGGUCAUCUGAGGAUGCGGACAAAAGUUUAUAGGGAGGCGAGAUCUGAAUAAAACAACAGGGUCUAGAAAGCCGGUGGCCAGCUGAAUCUUGGGAACUUGUCUCCCUUUUAAAUCAAAUCACAUCAGAGGUGGUGUAUGAGAUAUGGUUCGGUGGUUUUGAUAAAUAAUGAUAAGUUUGCUUCCUGAUGUUGCAAUCGGAGGGGAAAGUCUUCGCUGGUGAUAGAUUCUCCCUUUUGAAUGUGCAGUGCAGUAAAAACAGACGUGGCAAUUGCUCCCUUUCCUGUCCCUUUCUAUUUCCUCUUCUGUUUCAUCCGUUGUGAUUUUGGCAUUUUUGAUACCCCUCUCUAAAAGGUCUCCAGCGGUACUAUGAGAAGUGAACUUUUAAGCCAUGGCCCUGCAGAAGCAACUCAACAGAAGUGAAAAUCGUUUCAUUUCUGAGAUCAUGUUUUCUAUGUCCGCACAGACUUUGGUGUGUAAAGCAAGACGUUAUAAAAGUGUCGCCUUUUCGGUUUCCCCAGGGCUGGGAUUGUCAUGAAGAAUAGCGCUUGAAUCAAUAUGAAAGCUGGAUUGGAUUUUUAUCUUGACCUGAACUGCCUCUUUCGAGGUUUGGGUUUUAUUUAUUCUGCCAUUGUAACAAACUUAACGUUCUGCAUUGGCUUGCACAAUUUUUAGAAGAACAAGAAUAAAGGUUUUGUGGUUUUGAAUGCCGUUGUCUCCUCUACUGAGUGUCUCAACUGAGAGCUUAGGAAAUUUUUCAGAUUGCAUGUGUGAAGCCUUAAUUUCUUCAGACGAGAAAAGAAAUGAAACCCUAUAUUAUUUCUGUACUAAUAUUUAAUAAACCCAUCAUUUUUG